GGGCCGUGACCUGAAAAUUUCUGGCCACUCUCUCCCCCUCCCCAACACCCCUGGGCUGGUGGUGCGUCUUCGGACCGAGUGCGGGGGGCGAGGGGGCGUCCGGGAAGGGGGAGGGGGCCUCGCGAGACCCCUCCCCGCGUCCCGGGCCGCAGCGCUGAAUCACCGGCGAGGUUUCUGCAAACCCGUGAAUGAGCCAGACACCCGCCGCUGUUACCUGGUGCCUGGCGUGAGGAGGAGGCAGCGCUGACAUGCCCUCAGCCUGAACCCGGCGGCCCCCGCCCCCACCCCCGCCACCCUGCACUGUCCCAGCUCCCCUGAGGCCCCCACACUGCAGUGCGGCCAGGCCCCCUCCCCACAGGGGCCGCCCCUGCUGCCCACCUCUGGUGCCCGGGGCGGCCCGGCCCGCAGGGCCAUGAAGCUGCAGGCUGUAAUGGAGACCCUCCUGCAGCGGCAGCAGCGGGCACGCCAGGAGCUGGAGGCCCGGCAGCCCCCGCCGCCCCUGCCGCCCCCGCCGGCCGAGCUCCCUGCUGGCCCCCCGGCCCGUGGCAGGGCCGCCCCGGAGGAGGACAGAGAGCCAGAGAAGGCCCGGAUGCAGCGGGCCCAGAUGGCUGCGCUGGCCGCCAUGCGGGCAGCGGCUGCAGGCCUCGGACCCGCACCAAGCCCCAGCGGCUCGGAGGACGGGCCCCCCAGCUUGGAGGGUGAGGACACGGCCCAGGAAGGGGCGCCAGGCUCACCUGCCCCACCUGGCCGAGGCAGGGCGGCACCGGGACACGCUGAAGGCGACGGGCACUUGGAGGACGUGGGCUCCGAGGGCGACCUGAAGCCAAAAUGGGAGGAGGAGGAUGACCUGGAGGACGACCUGGAGGACGACCUGGAGGAGGAGGAAGAGGAGGAGGAGGAGGAGGAGGAGGAGGAGGAGGACUUCGAGGGCGAGGAGGGGCUGGGGCCACCCGGCCCUUCAGGUCUGGGCCCCACAGCCCUCGUCCCCCGCAGGGCCCCGCCGUCCCAGGCCUUCCGUGGCGACAGCGGGCCCCGGGCGCUUGGCCAGGAGCGCCAGGGGGCCAGCCUGGCCCACUCUGGAGGGGCUGCCCACGGGGCGCCCCAGCUGCCGCCACCCGACCACGGGGACUGGACCUACGAGGAGCAGUUCAAGCAGCUCUACGAACUGGACGGGGACCCCAAGAGGAAGGAGUUCCUGGAUGACUUGUUCAGCUUCAUGCAGAAGCGAGGGACGCCCGUGAACCGCAUCCCCAUCAUGGCCAAGCAGGUGCUCGACCUGUUCAUGCUGUACGUGCUGGUGACCGAAAAGGGCGGCCUGGUGGAGGUCAUCAACAAGAAGCUAUGGCGGGAGAUCACCAAGGGCCUCAACCUGCCCACGUCCAUCACCAGCGCUGCCUUCACCCUGCGGACCCAAUACAUGAAAUACCUGUAUCCCUAUGAGUGUGAGAAGCGCGGCCUCAGCAGCCCCAACGAGCUCCAGGCCGCCAUUGACAGCAACCGGCGGGAGGGCCGGCGCCAGAGCUUCGGGGGCUCUCUCUUUGCCUACUCGCCGGGCAGUGCCCACGGCAUGCUGUCCUCACCCAAGCUGCCCGUGCCCUCCCUGGGCCUUGCCACCAGCACCAACGGCAGCUCCAUCACCCCCGCUCCCAAGAUCAAGAAAGAGGAGGACUCAGCCAUCCCUAUCACGGUCCCCGGCCGCCUGCCGGUCUCCCUGGCAGGCCACCCCGUGGUGGCAGCCCAGGCGGCGGCCGUGCAGGCGGCAGCAGCCCAGGCAGCCGUGGCCGCACAGGCAGCUGCCCUGGAGCAGCUGCGGGAGAAGCUGGAGUCCGGGGAGCCUCCUGAGAAGAAGAUGGCCCUGGUGGCUGACGAGCAGCACCGCCUCAUGCAGCGAGCACUGCAACAGAAUUUCUUGGCCAUGACAGCCCAGCUGCCGAUGAGCAUUCGUAUCAACAGCCAAGCCUGCGAGAGCCGCCAGGACUCUGCCGCGAACUUGAGCAGUCCCAACGGCAGCAACAGCAUUAGCAUGUCCGUGGAGAUUAACGGGAUCAUGUACACAGGAGUGCUGUUUGCUCAGCCACCGGCGCCCGUACCACCCUCAGCGCCCAGCAAAGGCGGUGGUCCUGGCAGCCGGGGAGGGAACAGCGGGACCAGCAGCAGCGCGGGCAGCCAGGCCGGGCCGGCGGGGCUGUCCACGCCUCCCACAUCUUCUACCUCAAAUAACUCAUUGCCUUAACCGCACCACUCCCCACCCGCCACCCCCACCCCAGGAGCCUGCCUGGGCGGGGGGGCGGGGUCGAGGUGGGCCACGCAGGGGCCGGGACGGCGGAAGAUACGGGUGGGGAGGGGGGUUAUCCACGAAGGAGCCACAGCUAACGCCAAAAAGAAAAGAAAAAAAUAUAUACAUAUAUAUAUAUAAAGAAAAUUUAAUAAAACAGGGGAAAACCAAGGAACACUUGAAUUACUCAGGUUCGGACAUUCAGAGACGUGAAUUGCGAGAGCAGCGAAGGAAAUCGGAAGAGAGAGGGGCACGUGUUUCCGAGGGCUGCAGCCCUGCUGGACCAACUGACUGGGGUCUGGGGUCUGUGUGGCCGAUCCUGUUUACCUCAUACAUCUCUGCACUGUGUGUUUUCAUUUUUUGUCUGUUUUUUUCCCCUUUUUUCCCCCAUUCAUCACACACCACCACACCCAGCUCCUUGUGUUGAAUGAAACCCCUGAGCCAAGAUCAGCUGAAUUUUUUUUUUCUUGUUGCUUUUGGGAACUUUUUUUUUUUUUUUUUUUUUUUUUAAGAAACAGUGAUACUCAAGAUCUAUAAGGCUUUUAAGAGGUUUCGGGGCUUUGUUUUGUAAAUAAUCUAUUUUAUUCUUGGGGGAGGAAUCAAACCUUAGGAAAAGGAUAUAUAUAUCUAUAUAUUUGUGUUCAUUCAGGGAAACUGGACUUGAAAAAGCAAAAAAAAAAAAAAACCCACAAAAAAAACAACAAAAAAAGAAAAAAAUAGAAAAAGAAAAGAAGUAAUACCCUUCCUAUUUUCCCACGACUGGUUUGGGUUCCUGUGUGUGCUCCCUGUGCUGCAGUGGGUCUAGCUGGCAGGCGCAGGACGCGCCCUGGGCCAGAGCCAGGACCGGUGAUGAACUCAGGUGCUACGGGUGGGGGCAGACCGGGGCUACCCGGGGUCCUUUUUUCCCUCCUGCCAGAGACUGGAAGUCUUAACUAGGGAGGAGGUCGGGCUGGAUGAAGGGCCCUGGGCGUGGGAGGGGGCUCCACCUAUCGGCGGCCCCCAGGCUCCUGUCUCAGGGAUGAAUGUGGCCUGGGGGUGCUUCUGGGGGGGGAGGGCUGCUCUGGGAGAUUAUCAGUACCGGGGGAUGGGGUGAGCCGGCCUUAGCUCAGGGCGAGGUUUUUGGGGCCACGGCAUCCUGAACAGCCCCCGCUUCCAUUCUCUUCUCCUUAACUUUGUCCCUUCCUUCUCUCUCGGCCCCGUUUGCUUGGGGUCACAGCUGCCCGCGGUCACUAAAGUAGCUGGAGGCUGCACCCGUCUCUGCACAACCCUUCCUCCUGGUUAGAAGGUGGGUGUUGGGGGGCUGGACACGGCUGGUGGGAGGUUAUUCCAGGGGCUGGCGGUGGUCCUGGUGAGGCAGCACCGUCUGCCCUAAGGCCCAGGCGGGUGGGGGGCUUUCUUGGCGCCCGCUGGGUCCCCGUGGACCCGGUCGUGUUGGGUAGUGCUCCUCACGCUGCCCAGUGGGAUUUUUGUGGGGAGGGGGGCACUGACUCAGCUGUUCCCAGGGUGAGCCUGCAUUCUCUAAUUGGGCUCAGGAGCCCGGCCUAACGAGGGGGAGGGCAGCACCAGCCUCCCCCCUUCCCUGAUGGACCAGGCAUCCUCCCCCUGGGAGACCCGAGGAGGGAGGGUCCUGGGCCCCCAAGGCUGGGUUUUCCUUUGUGUGGGGCUGUGCUGUGUCUUUGGACUGUCUCCGGGCCCUUGACACCCCCACCCCCAGCCUUCCAGGAGCGGGGUCUCCUCGCUGCUUUUCCUUCUGGAAGGUUCUGCCCUUCCUUCUCUGGCGGCAGCAGCACAGUCAUGGUGGGAGGGGACCUCUUUGUCCCCAGGCACAAUCCGGCUCCACACACAGAAGCCCCCCCGCCCCCCGCCCAGUCCUCUCACCCCAGCCUGACCUGUGGGCGCCCCGGCCGGAGGCCUUCAGGUUCCCCCGGUCUUGCCCUUGUUGGGGGGGUUGUCUGCAGCAUGUUUCUUUCUACCUCAGGCCUGACUCUUAAUGCCAAACCCCGUGCCCUGGCUCUCCUCUCGCCCCACCCUCCCCAUGGGGCCCCUCCACCUGGAAGGCCCGUAGGCCCGCUUUGUUCGUGUGUGUGCGCACGGCUGUGUGUGCGGACCCGGUGUUGUGUCGCGGGUCGAUGUGGCCUCCCGGAUGUAACUCAGGGUGUGGCCUGCUGUUCAAGUGAUGAUUGUAGGGGACAGGUGGGGGCGGGGCAUGGGGCCCAGAACCCCCCCCACCCCCGCCCCGGGUCCGGGCUAGCCAGGGGGCGGCUGUGCUGGGGGGAGCCCACCUGCGCUGGGAACACGAGCAGGGUCCUCCCCCGCCUCUGCCUUCGGUGCCCCAUCCAACCCCCUGCCCGCCCCGUCCCUGGGGCUUAGGGAAGGGGAGGCUUUCUGGGGUGCACAUCAGCACCCCUUAUGCAAACCCCGGUGUGCAUGGACGGGGGCAGCUGUCUCUGCCCUGGCUUCUGUGCUGGUCCUUCCCAAGCGGGCUCUGCUGCGAGGCGAGGGCGGAGACCCCAGACUCAGGGUGGAGAGGGGCCCGCUGGGGCGCCCCUGAGCUGGGGGCUGGGCGUGCAGGGUGGGACGGCGGGUUACUUUCCGUAGUUCGGCAUUUGUACACCCACUUUCCCAUUUUUACCACUUUUUGCAUUUUUCUCUUGGCAACCAUGAAUUCAGCCUUUCAUUCCUGACAUGUGAAAUUUCAGCUUCUCUGGUGUUCGUCAGACGGCGCGGGUACUGCGCCGGCACUCAGGUUAAAGUGAAAAAAACUUUAAAAAAAAAAAAGGUUUAAACGACUCUACCUCUGGCCGGGCCUGGCCUUGUUGCCCUGGCCAGGGCGGCCUGUACCGAUUUCAGUUUUUGCAGAACAUUCAGGUAUUAAAAGGGGGAAAAAACAAAAAAAA
Molecule: messenger RNA, 5172 nt
Organism: Callorhinus ursinus (northern fur seal)
Lineage: Eukaryota; Metazoa; Chordata; Mammalia; Carnivora; Otariidae
Gene: ARID3A
Product: AT-rich interaction domain 3A
Biological process (GO): regulation of transcription by RNA polymerase II
Cellular component (GO): nucleus
Molecular function (GO): DNA binding
Source: RefSeq, a predicted model, not a curated record